Cinara cedri is the source of this 6743-nucleotide messenger RNA. The record is from the annotation of a GenBank genome assembly. NCBI's taxonomy places the organism in Eukaryota, Metazoa, Arthropoda, Insecta, Hemiptera, Aphididae.
AUGGUCGUGCAUCACAACGCGACGUCCGUCACUAUGGAGGUGGACCCGCCGCAGAAUGCCAAUAGCCCGGGCGACCCGAAAACCGCGAACGGAUCGUCGGAGACGGAAAAAGGCGAAGAUUCAGAAUCGUCGGAAGACGGACCCCCUUUGGACGUGGGCGAAAGCUACCUGGUCCGCCGUUACGACGAUACAUGGCGUGAGUAUAAACAACCGACACUAAAUAAAUAAAUAUCGUGUUUUCUCUCGGCGCGCGUUCGUACCCGGCCGGUGAGCCAACGUGAUUCCGGUGCGUGUGUGUGCGGGGCGCGCGCGCGCGCGCGAACACGGCGCGCUCUCGCGUGUGUGUGUGUAUACAGGCGUCCAUGAAGGUGUACGGUUCGUUAGUGUAAGUGCGUGUGUACUGUUAUUAUUAUAGGUGUAUUAUAGUAGGUAUGGUAUUGGUAAAGGGAGACCGACCAGUCCACUAUACACAGCUUUACUGAUGUGUUAUGAACUGACGAAAUGUUGUGUAAUCUCCGUGCCGGCGCGCAACAUGUGAUUGUAAUAAUUUUUAACGUUGUCGUCGUCGUCGCCGCCGCCGCCGUCCUGCCGUUUGAACUUUGGCGGUGGUAUUGUUGAUGUUUUUUUUUUUAUUAUUAAUUCUGGAAAAAUAAACGUCCCACCGGAACGAGACGAGCAUCCGCACCGACCGGUCUACCGAUGACCGGCGUGAAACGUUGCGCGCGAUUCUUUUGUUCUCCGCGCACACGAGACUCCAGCGCGGCGCGCCAUCGCCAAACCGCCACCCCUCGCCUAGCCGUGGUUUUCGCCGCGCGUUCGCCACUGCUGCCGGUCGCCGCCACCGGUGUUGUCAAUACUGUCGUAGUCCCCCGACCUUCGUUUAUUAUAAACAAUAAUAUUUUAUUAGUGUGUACACUUACUACUAUUAAUACGCGUCGACGAUGACGUUUUUUGUUGUCGCGGGAAGGCGUGUUAUGGUUUCGCCGGUCUCUUUCUCCUUCCACUUUGAUAUCGUUGGCCAUUAAGCGCCGCUUACCCGCGUAUUUUUCGACCGCGCAAUAAUUUUCCCUCGCUCUCCGUACCGGCCGGUCAGUUCGGCCGGCCGUUGUUAUCAUAGUUACGCUACUAUUCGUCACACUUUACCUCUCUUCCUCGCUCACCUAUCGCCGUGUGUUUUCUUUUCCCCGUCCAAUAACUUUUUUGCUAUCGGAAAAUCGCUUUUAUUUCACUCAUCGUAAACUCUUCGACGUUUUCGGUUUCUUAUUGCAACGAAAAACAAAGAGCGAUUUUUUUUUUAUUUGUAACCCAUUUUCGCUGUACCGUAUUAUGCAUUUUAACACAGUCUUCCCACAUACACUCCGGAACACACGACGUCAUAGAUAUUGAUUUUAUUAUUUAUAUUUUUAUUUGUCUGCACAUGGAAAAAGAGAGAUAGGAACUUAUUUUGUAAUAUAUGUGAUAUAGUAAUUUAUGAACGGGAACAAUAUUAAAUAUUCCUAGUAAUUUAGCUGAUACAAUAAUAACAGUUGCAUUUAACAUGUGAAUAGUAAUGUUUUUUUAUUUCAUUUUAAUUUGAUACAAUUCAAGAUAAGAAAAUAUGUUCAUUUUAUUUUAAAAUAUAAAUCAUCUACCUAUAUUUUAUCAAUUUUAAAUGUGUAAUAGUAUAGGUUUUUGUUAUUAUUUUUUUAUUUUUAUGUUAAAUUAAAGUAUAAAAUUUACUUGAUUGUAUAUCAUAUUGUUUUUAAUAAACAUUAAAUAUUAUUCGAAUGACUCAUACAUACAUUUUAUAAUGUAUCAAUAUUAGUGAAUUACUUCCUUACUUUUUACAUGACCGUAAUACAUUUAUACCUAGAAAUACAUCAAUCUAUUAAUGGAUUUUACUUCAUACUAUUACCUGAAGAAUGCUGUGCUUGAUAGUUUUGGUUACCAUGACAAGGUCUAGCCUUUAGAUACUGAUGAUAGACACAGGUUUUUUUUAAUAAAACCAGAACUCUUAUGAGAACUUGGAUUGUGUAUUGUAUUUUAAAAUAUGCAUUCUAGAACCCCGUAGGUGAACUGUAGGAUUAAUAUUUUUGUUUUUCCCAGUAAGUUUUGCUAUUUAGUAAGUAUUACUACGAUUUCUUAUAAUUUGCAUACCUUAUUAUAUUUUAAUAAUAAUAAAGCAAAUAUUUAGGGAGAUUGAUUGUUUAUUUUUAUAGUUGAUCAUUUGUUCAUUUGUUCAUAAUGGAACUAACUAUAACCAGAAAGGUAGGCUGCAUUGACUUUAAUAAUACUUUCUCUAUAGCAUGUGUUAGGUAAAAAGGAUAGCAAAUAAAAUGUGAAUAUAGUUUAUUUUAAAUUUUUCUCAUUUACUAACUUUAAAAAUACAAAAUGAUUUUCUAGUAAAAUUGCAUUUCUUCCAUGCUCCUUUAAAUUGGUCUAUCUAUACAAUAUUUACUUAUUUAAACCUAACAUUUCGAUUAAUCAAUCGAUCAAUUUAUCCAGGUAAUUUCGGUAAUUCAACCAUUUUGUUGAAUUACCAAAAUUUUACCCUAAACAAAUUUUUGCAUUUACAAUUAUAGCUCAACAAUUAUACAAUUAAUACAAUAUAUUUUUUAAGUAUAAAUGCUAAAGCCAGCUUCCAAUAUAAAAGCUAUAAUUAGAUUGAUAACUAGUUCUAAAUUAUAGUUAAAAAUAGUAAAACAUGUUUGGGGUGAUAUUAAGGGCUUUUAUGGAAUUAAACAAAAUAUAGUGGUUUAUGUUUAGAGAAGGACAAUCAAAAAGAAUAUGGGAUAUGACUUUCUGUUGAAUGUAAAGUGUAAAGCGGAGAGUUGUUAAAAUCAAGUUUGAAUGUGUGCGCGGGUAAAAGUGUAUGACCUGAAUGUAGACGAUUGAAUUGUACAAUAGUUGAUCUAGAUAGAUGUAGGUUGUUAAACCAAGUUUUAUGAGGAAUAAUUGGAAAACUAUGUUUAUAUCUGGCAGCAAAUUCUGCUGGAAGAUUUGACCAAUGGGAGGACCAGAAUUGUUUUUAUGUGGUAACGUAUAAAAGGGGCGAUAUGAGAGAGUUUGCAGAUUAAAUUGGACAUAGAUUUGGCUAGACUUUUGGCUACCUCAUUUCCAUGUAUUUGACUAGGGAUGACUAUGUGACUAGGGAUCCAAAGAAAUUGAAUGUAAUAGUUUGAUUGGUGAAGAUUGAAGGUAAAUUAUUUAUUGCAAAGAACUAGGAGAAAGAUGUAAAUUAAAAAGACCCUGAAUAACUUAUUUUGCAAAAUUGUCGGUUAAUCAAAUAUAUUUGUAAUUGUUCUUAGAGUGAUGAGAAAAGAUAGUAUACAAGAUGAGUACAUAAGAGGUAACUUAGGCAUGGCUUCUAUAGUAGACAAAAUGAGUAGACUGAGAUAGUUUAGAGAUGUCAUGGUAAUAGAGGAAUCGGAAGCAGUAUGAAUUGUAAUUAAAAUAAGUGAAGAAGAAAACUGAAGCUGGUGUAUGCGAGGUGGGAGAUUGGGUUAAUUGGAAGUUUAGAACAAGUAUGUCUGACCUCAAAUAGUUGGGAUGAAGGCAAAAGAAAAAGAUUUGUAAUUCUUUAAUAACUAUUUUUCAAUCCUUAGGUGAUUACAUAUUGAAAAAAUCUUUUCUAAGCAAUUGGCCACAAUGUAUUAUGGAACCUCUGUGCAAUGUUUUUUAAUGGGUUGUACUUUGCCCUUUUGUCAGUUUCUUCAAAUGUUUAUUUUUUUUAUAGGUACUUAGAGUGUUUGUAUUUGUUAUAUAUCUUAGUAUUCAAUUUGCUUUAAUUUUUUUUUUCCAAUCUAAUUAUGUCAGGGACACAAUGUAUAAAGAAAAAUAUAUUUUUUAUUUACAUUCCCUAAUCAUUUAAACAUUUUAUUUGCUCAAUUUUCAAAAUAACCAAUUUGUAAAAUAUAUUUUUCUAAACAUUUAAUGUUCCUAUCAUACAUGUAUACCUAAUCAAUAUAAGAAAUUAUUCAUCAGAUACGCAUGUAUGUUAAAUUAAAAUGUUCAGAAUAUAUAUUAUUAAUCAGCUAUUUUGAAAAUUAUGAAAAGUAAACCAAUAGAAAAUUAUUUUUUAUUGAUAAUAAAAAUGUAUUUAUUUAGAAAAUUAGUAUAGGUUGAAAGUUUUUAAAUAAAUUGAAUAUUAACAGCGAUAAAAAUUUUGUGGAAUACAGUGGGAAAGAUUUAGAUAGAUAAAUUUAUUGUAUAAAAAUUAACUUACCUAAAUAUAUUGUGCUGUCCUGUUUUAAGACUCAGAAACUAGGUAUAUAAAAAAAAUAAAACAUUUUUAGAUACAUAAAUAAUUAAGUAGGUACUGAUGAUAUUUUAGCCAAAUUAUUUUUCAUCAUUUUCUCAAUUAAAACGUCUAGCAAUUUCUGAAAAACUGAAACAUGAUUAAAAGAGCUUUAAUAAACAUUGACACUUUAAAUUCUCUAAUCAUAAUGAUUUGUUAAUAUUUUUACUUUAUUGAAUUAAUCAUGUAGUUAAAUAUUUCAAUUUUAAUUUAUUGUUGUAUAGAUCCUGCUGAAAUUUUACACACAAGAUUUAAUGAUCAAGAACAUCAUUUUGAGUACUAUGUGCAUUUUGACGGAUACAAUAGAAGAUUGGAUCAAUGGGUACGAAGAGAUAGGUAAGAUUCAUUUAAUGUUACAUUAACUGACAGUUUAUAAAUAAUAAAAUUAUGAUUCAAGAAUUAUGAGUUCAACGUUUGAUAUUUCGGACAAAAAAUGGAAACAAAAGGAUAAUAACAAGUUUCCAGAUCUUCUAAAUCAAUGCGAUAGAAAGAUCACAAGGAAUCAAAAACGAAGACAUGAUGAGAUCAAUCAUGUUCAAAUGGUAAAGUUUUAUAAUUGUAUUACACAGUUGAGCUUAUAUUAAUCUUAUUUUUUAUUUUAACUAGUCUUAUGCAGACAUGGACCCAACUACAGCUGCAUUGGAAAAAGAGCAUGAGGCUAUCACAAAAAUUAAAUACAUUAAUAGGGUGCAGUUGGGAAAAUAUGAAAUUGACACAUGGUACUUCAGUCCAUUUCCAGCAGAAUAUCAGAAAGAAUCUAAAAUUUGGAUUUGUGAAUACUGUUUGAAAUAUACUAAGUUAGAAAAAUCAUUCAAGUUCCAUAUGGUUAGUUAACAGUGAAUUACUCCUGAGAUUAUCUCUCUUUAUUUAAUAAUAAAAAAACUUGUUAUUUUUAGAGUCAAUGCAAAUGGAGACAACCUCCCGGUACAGAAGUGUAUCAUAAAGGUUCAUUAUCCAUCUGGGAAGUAAAUUCCAGUCAAUACAAAAUGUACUGUCAAAAUCUUUGUCUAUUGGCCAAGUUGUUUUUAGACCAUAAGACUUUAUAUUUUGAUGUUGAGCCAUUUUUGUUUUAUGUCCUCUGUGAAGUUGAUAAAGUUGGUGCGCAUUUAGUUGGGUAUUUUUCAAAAGUAUGUAUAGAAAUUUAUAAAAUAUACAUUUAGGGCGGAUUUCACCAACUACUUUAAUCACAAUUAACAGACUUAAUCACGAUUCAUGCAGCUAACCGAAGAUUUUGCAUUUCACCAAGUCUGGUUAAGUGUAACUGCUGUAUAAUCAGGAUUAAGAACUAACCGCCCGAAUUUGGUCGAUUAGCUUUAUUAAUUGCGGUUAACAUUAUUAAUUAUUAUCAACAAGGUAUAUUUUUCUAAUUUGUUUUUAUUUGAGUGUUUUGUUUUAAUUAAUAUUAUAAAAUUAAAAAGCUCAAACAUAUUUUCCAAAUUUCCAACUUAUAUUUUUAAUUUUCCUUAGCGUUUUCAAACUGUGGCAGUCUUGUGAAUUUAUAGACUAUGCUGCUUCGAACUUCUCAGCAUUUUUUAUGCUUAUUCUGUCAAUAACAGUGAAGAGCUCAGGUACAAUAUGCAAUAGAAUUUAUUCUCGGAAAUGUGUUCUCCCUUUAUUUUAACAUGUUUUCCAUUCUUCAGUAUUCUUCAUAAUUGACAAAUAAUAAAAAUCACAAAACACAAGAGUAAACAUAAAAUAUUAAUAUUGUCGUUUAUCACCUUGGCAUAAUAUUAUGUUAUAGCUGUCUUAAUAAUAACAUUAAUCGUGAUUAGUUAGUGUUGUGAAAUCCAAAUGUUGAUAAAUCAUGAUUAACCCUGAUUACUUUAAUCAUGAUUAGUGUAUUUUUUGUGAAAUCUGUCCUUAAAAUUGUAUAGUAAAUACUAAUUAACGUGUUAUUUGAUUUUUAGGAAAAAGAUUCACCAGAUUGCAAUAAUGUAGCAUGCAUAUUGACCUUGCCACCUUUUCAGCGACAAGGCUAUGGUAAAUUGUUAAUAGCAUUCAGUUAUGAGUUGAGCAAGUUGGAAGGUCUUGUAGCCAGUCCUGAAAAGCCAUUGAGUGAUCUUGGUAAAUUGUCUUACAGAUCUUAUUGGUCAUGGGUACUGUUGGAAAUCUUGAAAAAUGCAUGUGGAUCAUUAUCAAUUAAAGAUCUAAGGUAUGAGUUUGUCGCCUUAGUGAUAAGGAUACUGUAUCACAUAAUAAUGAUUUAUUAAUGUAUUGUAGUGCGAUGACCAGUAUUACCCAGACAGAUAUCAUAUCAACAUUACAGUCUAUGAACAUGGUCAAGUAUUGGAAAGGUCAACAUGUAAUUUGUGUAACGCCAAAGAAUGUUGAACAAUUGGUCAGUUCAGAGCAGUACAAAAAACCAAGAUUCAUUUUGGACGGAAGUGCUAUUAAAUGGACACCGAAAAAGUACAAUCCUCGACCUGGGCCAUCUAGACAUUCAAGGUCACAAUACUUGUCUGGCUAA